AUGACCAUUAAGCCCGGCACAGAGCGCCCAGUUGUUAUCAUCGGCGGCGGCGUCCUUGGCCGCCGCAUUGCUUGCACUUUCAUCGCAGCCGGCUACCGCGUCCAUAUCCAAGAUCCCUCGCCUGUCGCUCUCCACGAUGCCGCCGCUUAUAUUGAAACUCACAAGGUCGAAUUCUCAUUGAUGCCUCGCAUCCACAAGGCUCACGUGCAUCCCAGCGAGAGCACCGAGGCAGUGGGACCUCAGGUUUCUCAAGUCGACUUAGAGGGGUCCACUGACGCGAUGUUUGGCGUUUGCAAGACUUUCACCGAUACAGAGUCAGCUGUAUCCGAUGCUUGGUUGAUCAUCGAGGCUGUACCUGAGAUCUUACAGUUGAAGAUUGAUACUCUGGCCAAGCUGGAUCGACUCGCUCCCAAAGACUGUUACAUCGGUUCGAACAGCUCGUCUUUCAAGUCGAAGCUGAUGCUUGUCAAUGUCACUCCUGAGCGCCAUCAGAAAGUCUUCAACAUUCACUAUACUAUGCCUCCUGCUAUCCGUACCGUUGAGCUGAUGACCUCCGGUAUGACCGAUCCGAAGAUCUUCCCCCACUUGGAGACCGUCUUAGGCGAGUGCGGCAUGUUGCCCGUGACUGCUCGUCGCGAAUCAACUGGAUUUAUUUUCAAUCGUCUUUGGGCAGCAAUUAAGCGCGAAAUCAUGCACAUUCUCUCCGAGGGCGUUAGCGACGCUAGCCAGAUCGAUCUUCUUUGGGAGGAAAUGUUUAGGAACGGCCCUCUUCCCUGUCAAUUGAUGGACCAAAUCGGUCUAGAUACCGUUGCCUUCAUUGAGGACAACUAUAUUCAGGAGAAGGGAUACGACCCCGUUCCUACCGUCGACUGGUUACGCCGAGAAUAUAUCAAGAAGGGUCGUCUAGGGAAGAAAAGCGAUAAGGGUGGUCUCUACCCUUCUGUCCCUGCCGAAACGAUCGCCACAAACCCCCACGGCACCACCAAGGAUAUCUAUCUCCUAGACGUCGGUCUCGGUGCUAAUACCAAGGAGGUCUCUCAGGUGCACUUGAGCGGCAAGAUUCUGCGCCUGAAUCUCGCCACCCAGAAGUUGACAACCAUUUUGGUCGGCCAAAGCCUUCCCGACGGAAUCGAUGUGUCGGUGUCAACGCAACGAAUCUUCUGGACUAACAUGGGCCGUAGCACUGCCUCCCAUGAUGGUUCCGUCUGGUCCGCCAAUUUGAACGGCGGCGACGUUAAGUGUAUGGUGCCAGUUGGCAAAGUACAUACACCGAAGCAGCUCGUCGCCGUCGAGUCCCGCAGGCAAAUCUACUUCUGCGAUCGUGAGGGCACUAGCAUUCAUCGCUGUGAUUAUGAUGGUAGCAAUCACGUGAUUUUGCUUCAGCGCCGAGUGGACUCUAGCAUGAAUCUCUUGGACCAGAUGACCAACUGGUGUGUGGGUGUUUCCGUCGAUGCUAAGCGUGGCAUUCUUUACUGGACUCAAAAAGGCCCUAGUAAGGCUGGUCGUGGUCAGAUCUUUUCUGCUGGUCUGGAUAUCCCUGCUGGCGAGACUGCCGAGAACCGUACCGAUAUCAAGCGUCUAUGGAACAACUUGCCCGAGCCAAUUGAUCUCGAGAUUGACGCUGAGACUCAGACCCUAUACUGGACUGAUCGUGGUGAACACCCUAUAGGCUGCACCCUGAACCGCGCCUAUGUUGGUGGCGACGAAAUCAGUACGGAGAAGUCCAUUUUGGCGCGUCACUUCCAUGAGCCUAUUGGUCUAAAGUUGGACAAGGCCAAUAACACUGUCUAUGUGACUGAUCUCGGUGGUAGUCUGUACUCCGUGUCGCUGAAAGAUGGAGUCAAGACAGAGCUUUUGCGCAACGAUGCUUCCUACACUGGUCUGACUCUUGUUUAG
This is a messenger RNA of Penicillium nucicola, 1896 nucleotides long. RefSeq names its product Dehydrogenase multihelical. Lineage: Eukaryota; Fungi; Ascomycota; Eurotiomycetes; Eurotiales; Aspergillaceae. Gene Ontology annotation, molecular function: oxidoreductase activity, acting on the CH-OH group of donors, NAD or NADP as acceptor; NAD+ binding. Bases 1 to 1896 code for a protein of 631 amino acids. The record is from RefSeq and is a predicted model, not a curated record. The transcript is spliced from 2 exons. Gene Ontology annotation, biological process: fatty acid metabolic process.